AUGUACAAGAGGAUCGAUGAAGAUACGGGGAAAUUGUCAGAAGAGUUCAUAGCGGGGGUGGAUCAAUUUAUGACAUUUGCGAGCAGUCAGCCUCUAGCACAGAGCAAUAGCGGAACAAGUUAUGUUGACCCGACACAUUUAAGUGGUAGUGAAAAAGUAAGUAAUGAAGAUAAUAAUUAUGUUGAUAUGGUGAAUGAUGCAUUUCGGGAUAAUGUGAGUUUUGAUAACUAUCAACAAGAUGAUAGUUAUCAAAAUGUAGUAGACCCACAACGCAACCAUUCGAAGAAGUUCUACGAUUUGUUAGAAGGAGCACAAAAUUGUUUGUAUGAUGGUUGUCGUGAAGGGCAGUCGCAGUUAUCCUUAGCUGCUCGGGUCUUGCAAAACAAGGCAGAUUAUAAUCUGAGUGAAAAGUGUGUAGAUUCAGUAUGUCAAAUGUUGACAGACUAUUUACCAGAAGGAAACACGGCAACCGAAUCACACUACGAGACCGAAAAGUUGAUGCGGAAUUUAGGGCUCCCAUAUUAUACAAUUGAUGUUUGUGUUAACAAUUGUAUGAUCUUCUGGAAAGAAGAUGAAAGAUGGGAAAAGUGUCAAUUUUGUGGUGCGGACAGAAGGAAGCCUAAGGACAAAAGACGUAGAACCAAGGUACCAUAUAGUCGUAUGUGGUAUCUACCUAUAGCUGAUAGGCUGAAGAGAAUGUAUCAGAGCAAGAAGACAGCAGCGGCAAUGAGAUGGCAUGCUGAGCACCAAUCAAAAGAGGGAGAAAUGUGUCAUCCAUCUGAUGCGGCAGAAUGGAAACAUUUUCAAGAGAUGCAUCCCCAGUUUGCCGAAGAACCUCGCAACGUUUAUCUUGGAUUAUGUACAGAUGGAUUCAAUCCAUUUGGGAUGUCUCGUAAUCAUUCGUUGUGGCCUGUGAUCUUAACUCCAUAUAAUCUACCCCCUGAUAUGUGCAUGAAUACAGAGUAUUUGUUUCUUACAAUUCUGAAUUCUGGGCCAAAUCAUCCACGAGCUAGUCUUGAUAUCUUCCUCAAACCUUUGAUUGCGGAGUUAAAAGAAUUGUGGUCAACUGGAGUCGAAGCAUAUGAUGUGUCUUUAAAUCAAAAUUUUAAUCUAAAAGCCGUGUUACUGUGGACGAUAAGCGACUUUCCGGCGUAUGGCAUGCUAUCAGGAUGGACGACCCAUGGUAAAUUGUCUUGUCCAAUUUGCAUGGAAGAUACAAAGGCUUUUUAUCUGACUAAUGGAAGGAAGACGUGUUGGUUUGAUUGUCACCGAAGAUUUCUUCCUCCUAAUCAUCCACUGAGAAAGAAUAGAAAGGAUUUCUUGAAGGGGAAAAACGCGGUAAAUGAAGAUCCACCUGAUUCUUUAACUGGUGAACAAGUUUAUUCAGAACGAUUAAAGGGUGUCAAUCCUCCAAAAACGUCUGUUUGCGGUGGAAACGGUCAUGAAAAGAAGAAGUCUGGUUAUGGGAAGUACCAUAACUGGCACAAGGAAAGCAUAUUUUGGGAGUUGCCAUACUGGAGGGACCUAAUUCUCCGACAUAAUCUUGAUGUGAUGCAUAUAGAGAAGAAUUUUUUUGACAACAUCAUGAAUACUCUUAUGAAUGUUAAGGGUAAAUCGAAAGACACAAUCAAUUCAAGAUUGGAUAUGGAAAUAUUUUGUGAUCGGCCACACUUACAUCUUGAUGGUUCUGGUCAAGCUCCAUUUCCUCCCUACACACUAAACGAAGACGAAAGGAGAAGUUUAUUGGAAUGCGUGAAACAUGCGGUUAAAUUCCCAGAUGGAUAUGCUUCAAACUUAGCUAAUUGUGUUGAUAUAGAAAACAACAAAUUUUCUGGCAUGAAGAGUCAUGACUGCCAUGUUUUUAUGGAGCGGCUACUUCCAUUUAUCUUUUCAGAACUCCUUGACCAGAAUGUUCAUCUUGCGUUAUCAGCAAAAGCCAAGAACAAAAGAUUUGCGGCCGGCUCGAUUGUCGAAUCAUAUAUCAACGAGGAGAUAGCUUACUUCUCAGAACACUACUUUUCUGAUCAUAUACAAACCAAAUCAAGGUUCACAAGAUUUGAUGAAGGUGAAGUCCCCGUAUAUCAUGUCCCUGGAGUACCUGAUAUAUUUACGCACGUAGGACGUCCAAGUGGAGAAAUACAAGAAAUAUGGCUUUCCGAGAAAGACUAUAGAUGCGCACAUGCAUAUGUUUUACGCAAUUGUGAUUAUUUUCAGCCACUUGAGAGGAUGUUUGAAGAUUUUCUUAAUGCAAAAUAUCCAGACCUCUCCGAAAAAGACCUCUCUGUGAAGAGAGCUGACGAAUAUCAUAUAUGGGUGAAAGAUUAUGUUAGCUAUUGGAGCAACACACAUAAUUUUCCUGUGUGGGUUAAAGAUAUUUCGAAUGGACCCCUGACUAGGGCCAGAACAUGGCCCAUGUACUUCACAAAAGGCUAUUUGUUCCAUACGCAGAAGCAUGGCGAGGGAAGAAAGACAUGUAACUAUGGUGUGAGUGUUAAAGGAGAAAGUUACACAAAUGCAUCCGAUGAAGCCAAUUACUACGGGAUAUUGACUGAUAUCAUACAAAUUCAGUAUGAGGGAUCGGUCAAUUUGAAAAUCACACUUUUUAAGUGUAAGUGGUAUGAUCCGGUAAUUGGUAGAGGCACUCGACGGAGAAAUGGAGGCAUCGUCGACGUUCUUUCAUCGCGGAAAUACUAUAAAUACGAACCAUUUAUUCUAGCGUCUCAAGCAGAUCAAGUUUGUUAUAUACCGUAUCCGUACGUUAAGAAACCAAAGCAGUCGUGGCUCAAUGUUUUAAAAGUGAAUCCAAGGAGAAUCAUUUCAGGAGAAUAUGAAGAUAAAGAACCGACACUGUUGCAACAAGAAAAUGAUGAUGCUGUUUUAAUGACUACAAUUGAAGAACUUGCAGUCGACCAUUUGGUUCAUGCUCGGGUACAACCUAUAAAUCUUGAUAUUGAUGUGGAAGAUGAUGAACCAGAGGAUGAAUUCCAGUGUAAUGUAUCAUCGUCUUCUUCUGAUGAUGGAGAUGGAGAAGAACCCUAUUAA
Molecule: messenger RNA, 3042 nt
Organism: Brassica napus (rape)
Lineage: Eukaryota; Viridiplantae; Streptophyta; Magnoliopsida; Brassicales; Brassicaceae
Exons: 7
Coding region: 1-3042 (1013 amino acids)
Source: RefSeq, a predicted model, not a curated record